UAAAUUUUGAUUGGGGUUCAAUUUGAUCCGGUUUAAUGUCGGUUUAGAGAGAGAGGGAGAGGGAUUGAACAAAACCAGGACAAGUGAAAAACGGAAGCUGGAAAAUGCAAAGGGGUGGAAGCAAUGGAAGCAGAUGAGAAGGAGUUACAGAAGUUGAAAGAAGAAGACACCUACGUUUGGGACGACAACACUCAGCUCUAUGUCCAUCACAGUAGCGGAUUUUAUCACGACCCAACUGCUGGUUGGUAUUAUAGUAGCAAGGAUUGUAUGUACUACAAAUACGAGAAUGGCGAAUAUACGCCCUUGGAAUUCGGUGAGACUCGUGUAAGCUCAUCUCUUGAUGAAUCACAUAGAAACGUAGCUUCUGGUCAUGUUGAGAAUUGUUCGUUGAUUGGAGAAAAUGGAAGUGAAGUUCAGAAUGGGGUGAUUGACACUGGGGAAAGUUCUUCAGUGUCCACAGGGUGUGCAAAUCAAAAGGAACCUGAUGAUCCUCCUCGUCCUUCAGCAUGGGUGGAAGACACACUUAUUAGCCUUUAUCUAGCUGGUUAUAACCAGCAACCCGAUAUACCCAAUGAUGCGGUGAUAUCUUCUGGAGUUGAUGACCAGAAUUGCCGGGAGUUGUCUGCUUAUGGAGAUGAUGAUGCUGAGGAGCUCGAAGAGGGAGAAUGGAUUCCAGAAGAGGAUUUUGAUCCACAUUUUCUGAUGGAAGGAGAAUUUGAAGAAGGUGCUGUACCAGCUUUUCAUUCAACAGAGGAAGAAAUAUGGCAAGCACAAUAUGGUCAAGUCAUAGAGUUCCCAGAGAAGGCCUUACCCGAGCUCGCAUCUGUUGAUUUGUGGGACUGGAAAAUGGUUAGUGAGUCCAGAAAAGGUGGCAAUGGUCACGUGGUGGCUAGGCUAGUCGGGAGGCUGGUGAGACGGUCUGCCAAACUUCAUCCAUCCGUGGCCUCUGGUGGCAAACUUCUCAAAACCGCCCCAAUUUGUGAAGCACAGCUUCAUCUGGUGCGAGUUAGAACAGGUCAAGUUUAUAAACUGCGGAAUCCUAGUGCAGAAUACCUAGCAUCAUUGUCGGUGUAUGACUCAUCCAACCCAACAAAAGAUUGGGGUUUCCCAGAGAUUUCAAAUACAUGGAAAAGCUCUGAUCCAAAAUGUAAAGCCAAGAAGAAACACGGAAAUGCUGGCUUCAAAUCCUCAGCAAAGUCACUAUAUCAACUCAACGCUGCUGAAGAGCAGAGGAGCAAUGCAUACAGAGACAGAGCAGCCGAGAGGAGGAAUUUGCAUGGCGGCUAUGGCGUCGGCCCGGGUCAAAAGACUUUGGCUCUGCUUGAAACUGAUGGAAGUGAACUUCCGGAGACUGAUUCAGCGGAGGAGGCUGCAGCCGAAGCAUUGGACAUGUCGUUUGGAUCCCAAAGCUAUGCGAGGAGGAUAAUGGGAAACAUGGGUUGGAAAGAGGGGGAGACCCUCGGGAGGAGUGCGAAAGGGUUGCUGGAACCGUUACAAGCAGUGGGCAACACUGGCAAUGCUGGAUUAGGUUAUCCUCUGCGGCGACAGAAAUAAAAGCUCAAAGAAGCAUUCUUCAUUCCCCUUCGGGACUCGAACACGGUGAACAUAACUUUGUUAAAGCCACUGUUUUUGAUAUUCAAUGUGUGAGCAAUGAAUUGGUUGCUGUAGUGUGGUGUAGCUAUUUAGCAAACCUUUGAAUUCCAGUGAUAAAGCCAAACCCCCCACAUGAGGCAACUGGUUCAUUGUCGGUCAUCAGGUGCAACCGGUUCAUUGUUCAGACAUAUCUUUGAUAUGUAUCGAACUUCAUUCAAAGAAGUAAACACACGUGCUUAGUGUCU
Tarenaya hassleriana is the source of this 1838-nucleotide messenger RNA. RefSeq lists its product as uncharacterized. Gene Ontology annotation, biological process: mRNA splicing, via spliceosome. The record is from RefSeq and is a predicted model, not a curated record. Gene Ontology annotation, molecular function: RNA binding. Gene Ontology annotation, cellular component: nucleus. NCBI's taxonomy places the organism in Eukaryota, Viridiplantae, Streptophyta, Magnoliopsida, Brassicales, Cleomaceae. Bases 124 to 1554 code for a protein of 476 amino acids. The transcript is spliced from 9 exons.